UAGAUGUCAUGUCACUGUGUCAAAAUUGCUCAGUUCUUUGAGAAAAAAAAUUGAGACGGAUUGCUCUGUAUAAUAGGCUGGUGAACGCAACAGGUAUCAAUCGUUGUAAUAGUGAUUCUAAACUGGCGGCCUGGAAGAAGACAGGAACGUAUAUCAGAAGUUAGUUGAAUUAAAUUAUUGAUGUGGAAGUUACGCCCAUGUUAUUUAGUUAGCAACAACGACAACGUUUUUCUGGAAGACUAAGUCGCAGGACAAUACAUUUGAUUGACACAUGCUUGGCAUGACAGAAUGGAAUGUUCAGACAUCUCAAAUUACUGGAAGCGACACAGAAGAAAAUAGCCACUUAAAGUGCAUUAAACAAGAGAUGUCUGGCAUGAAGUCUAGCAACAUGAAUGGUGCAGGCACAAACAAGGCCGAUGGUUUGAGGGAACGCUUAUCAAGGCGACAUACCAUGGACAAUUUAGGAGACCAAUUAUGUCCCAGUACAAGGGCUUUUCAGAGAAUGCAGCCCACAGAUUCUAAUCUAACCCUUGAUUCAGACCUUUCUUCCGAACCUCAAAAUAGUCGGACACUAUGGAAUUUGAAUUCCAGUGUAGAGAACGACAAGGAAUACAUCAUGAAUCAGAAACUGAUUGAUGUGGAAGCAUCAAACCGAGCAACACGCCGCAGUGGUGUGACAAAUUUCACCUCUGGAUUGGCAGACAUCAAAGAGUCUUCUUUUGAUUCUGAUGUUGAAAAGAUGCCAAGAUCCACACCGCCUCCAUCGCCGAAGUCACCGAUCAUAAGAAGAUCCUCUGAUGGAUUUUUUAAGCAAGUUUCCACUGAGGUCCAUGCUAAACUAAAACGAUCAAAGAGCUCACAAGGUAUAAGUACGUAUGCAGCUCGGAGAAAAGCCCUUACAAGAACCAUCCAGGAAUGGGUCAACUCCAUCGAUAGAAGUCCCCACCCUGAGGAGGAUGACAAUGAAGCCCUGUCUUUCCUUCCUGUCGGAGAUUCACCAAAGCAGGCUAACACAUCAUCGUCUGAGGAAAGUAAUGAUUUUGAUGGUAAGCAAGCUGUAUUACCUAAGCAAUCGACCUCAAGCCAACUGGAACAGGAAUCCUCAUCAGGACAUAUUACAGGGCAUCAGAGUCGCGUAACAGGAGAAAGCGAGAGUUGCUCUCCUGGAGAAGAAUUAAAACCUUUGGCCAGUAAACCUACCACCAGUAAGCCAACCAGUCAACAGCAGGUGAAUAACUUCAGUAAACCUGUUGAUACACAGUUUUCAAAUUCAGAUUUGAUAAUGAUGGCAUCACACUACCGUCAGGAGCAUGGCCAAUCGCCAAUCACCAGACGUCAGCGACUGCUUCAUAUGGGUGUUAGCCAAUCUUCUGAGAUGUCUACAAGCAGCACAUGGUCCCAGAGCAGUUGCUUAGAUGAGAUUUUGAAGAACCGAAAUGACCCAGAAGAAGUUCUUUUGGACCUUGGGUUUGGCACAGGAGAACAGGAAUUGAUUGACCGUGUACCCACACGAUUCUAUUCAAAACCCUCAAAAGCACGUGGCAUGAACAUUGGUCAGUUUCUGACCAAUUGUCAUGAACAAGAAAUAAGAAGCUAUGAUGAUUUGAAUAUAGGAGGUGGAUUUCGAAGUAUUGUUGGGAUCUUGCAACGUUCUCGUGAAGGGCAAGCAAGAGAGCAGAAGAUGGCACAGAGGAUGAGGAAAAGGAGUGUGGUGAAUGCUUGGAAUAAAUGGCUUAACAGAACAAAAGUCACUGAAGGCCAGAAAAAUGAUGUUGACUCUAAUAAUGUUGCUGCAGACAUGUCUGUCGAUAAGAAUGUGGAUCAAAAGGAAACAGAAUUACAGGAUAUUCAGAUUGGGGCUUUAGAUUUAGGACAGAUUGGUUCCAAUAAAGUUGUUGAGGAUAUAAUUACAAGUUCUUCUGUUCAAGCUUUGCAUCAAGAACCAGAAUUGAUUGUUGAUGAUUCAGAAAAAGAAUCAGUUUCCCAACAAGAAAAGGUUUCAGAUUAUAUGGACUUGGAAAAACAAUCUAAGGUUAAGGAUGGACAGCACUGCGUUCUGCCUCUACCAUCAGCGAUGGAAGAUUCCGAGGGAUCUGUUGCAUCAAAAAAGAGCUCCUGCAGUACCAUAGAAGGUGAUUCUGUAGGAUCCACUGUAAUUAACAGAAGAGAUGUCUGGUCCAGUUAUGACAAGCCAGAAGAAAGCAGUUCGCAAGAUGUUUUCAAAGAUUCAUUGGUGCAAGAUCAUAGCGUUGAUAAUCUUGUAGAUAUUCGUAGUGUGAAAGACACAAAGGAUCACUUGAGACGGCUGCCUGGACAUUUCUUCAGUAAUACACCGCAGGAAUCAUUUGAGUUCGAAGAGGUAUCAACUGCCUCUGAGAUGAUGGAAGAUGAAAAACAGGCUGUAGAAAGAGCAAGUGCAAUGAAAGGUCAACUGAGCCGUGCAGGGAGUGCGCAAUCAGAUAGUAGCGGUUUCGCAGAUGAUUUAGUGGAAAUACCAGUCAUGAGUCUGCUGCCCCCAGUGCUUGAUGACAAUGAUGAUGAGAUUGUUUAUGUUGAUGAUAAAGUUGUACAGACAAAUUUCGAAGAUUUCCCCAGUAAGGAAGAACGCAGAUCAAAUUUGAUUGUCAGAGAAAAGUAUGACUCCUUCAUUGAGGAUAGUCCGUUUGACGACAACUGUCCAGAAAUUACUCCACAGCCAAGAGGUCGUAGUGGUACGUUUCCAAGACCAUCUGAAAAAGCUCCAUGGUCAGCAGACCAUCCACGGUCAGUCGUAGAAAUUCUAAAAACGUUAAAAGAUAACAGCGAAGUGGAUGCAUUGACAUCAAAGGAGCAAAGUCAUAUUGAGAACAGUGCAAGCGUUCCUCCUAAACGACCGCCUCUUUUAAAGUUGAAGUCUGUGUUUUCUGACUACCCAGAAGAUUGUCCAACUCAACUGGCUUUCAAGGAUUCAACUUUUAAACCAAGCAAUUCAUCUCAACUGCCUUCCAUUGAUUCAACUGAUCAACAAAGCAAUUCCAAUAUGCCUUCCAUAGAUCCAAAUUUUCAAGAAUGCAAUUCAUCUCAUUUGCCUUCCAUAGAUACAUCUGUUCAGCAAUGUAAUUCAUCUAAUUUACCUUCCAUAGAUACAUCUGUUGAACAAAGCAAUUCAUCUCAUUUGCCUUCCAUAGAUACUUUUAUUCAAGAAAGCAAUAUUUUACCAGAAAAUGCACAAUUAGAGUACAGCAAUUUUGAAUGCCAUACUUUAGAUAGUAGCACAACACUAUCACCAUCCCUGUCUGAACUAGAUUCAACCGGUAUGGCAACUCCUGUAAUAUUUGCUGAAGAUGAUUACACAAAUGAACCUUGUGGAGAACCAUGUGACCAAACAAGUUUAACAAACGUCAGUGAUGACUUACAAGAGACAAAAACAAAUGUAACAUCCACUUUGGAAGUUUAUUUUAGAGAUGACCAUUGUGGCAAUGUCAUUCCCAGCAAUGAAACUCCCAAUCUGGAGUUAACAUAUUCAGAUAGUGAACAUAAGAAAGUUUGUUGUGAUUUAAGUGAUUGGAUUGGCAGUGUGAAAUCAGGUGAUAUCCGACCACCAAUAAAUGAAAUGGAAUUCAGUAAUGCCAAACAACAGAUGGCAUUUCAAGAUAUAUUACUCCUUCAUAGAGCAAUUAGUAGUUAUAAGUUUGAGCUUGUUGAGUUGGAAGGGUUAUCAGACAAGAUUUACCAAAUGGUGCACAGUCACUUGACUCUUAGUGAAAGAUUUGAGUUAAGUUCUCUAAAAAGGUUGCGUCUCCAAGUAAUGGAUGAGGUCGAGUCUAUUGAAAGCCUGCUGGUCAGGCUGGCACAUACUAUCAGUAAUCAUUAUGAGGUUGAAGAUUUUUCAGGCACGUACAGAAAUGCACUUGACCAUUUGCAAGUGUUGAAACAGAUGAUUAACUUGCUUCAGGAACAAAAAAUGUUGCGGGAAUUACUGGGAAGUUUGGAAGUAGAGUACCGGAUUGCCUAUGGAAGCGUAGUCGACGAACAUCCAAUGCCGUGGACAGCUGAAAGGGCUCUGCUUAUUGAGCAACUGAUGGAUUUGAAAGCUGGAUUAGAUCGCCAACAUCAGUCAUCGCAGACGCAGUUUGCAUCAUCUUUACAAGAAAUGAAGCACGAUCUAUUAGAACAAUUAAGAAAUGAUGUGUUGGAAGAAACUGAAAGUUUGAGGUCUCAACUUAAGCUUAAAGAGACUGAAGUGGAAAACUUAAAAAGGCAACUACAGACUGGUUGUGAUGGUAAUAUUAACCAAUCAAAUAUCAGCUCUCAUGUCACGUGAAAACCUGUAACAGCUCAAGGCAAUUUGAGGAUAUGAAGGAACCAAUCAAGAAUUAGCUCUCAUGGCAUAUGUGGCAGUUAAGCUUGCAUUUGAAAAUAACAUUCCAGGCAAAAUGUGUCACAUAUAAAACCUGAUGAAGUAUUGACCAAUCAGAAACCUGUAAUAUCAUUGAGAUAUUGAUUGAUUUAGAUCUGUAAUUUAAUGUAUUUUAAUGGCAUUUUAAAGAACAAAUUAAUUAAUUAUGCCAUGGUUGGAUACUAACCUACAUGUUUAAUUAUGGUUUAUCAAAUAAUUGAUGGAUCACUAAUAUUGACUUUUAUAAAAACAAUUAAAAAAUUAAAACAGAUACUAAUAAUAUUGAAUUUUUAUACAGUGGUUUUAUAAGAUCCUAAUAAUACUAUAAUAUUAUCACUUGGUGUAUAUCAAUUUAGCAAACACACACAACAUUCAGCGUUUUACACUAUCUUUGAAUAUUCCUAGUUCUGCAGGGAUGCAUGUCACAACAAUCUUUGAGGUACUGCUCUUCCUGUGUGAAGUGAAACGUACAUAGAUGUAAGCCUUGUUGAAGGAUAGGCCUAUGGUGUAAAGGAUUUCAUACACCAGACCUCAAUAUCCAGGUCUUUAAUUGCAACCUCUUUGAUAUCCACUCCCACAAAAUUCAUCAUUUUGACCUCACUUAUGGCAAUGUGUCAAAUGUCACAAUUUUAUUUAUUAGUUAACCAAUGAUUAAUUCUUAUGGAUUGUAGAAUCAAUUUGAUUGGUAAUUAGACUAAGAACUAAUAGGACCGAAAAGAGACAGACACUAUGUGUAUUGUAGUCAAGAUGAAUCACAAUCUUUAAGUGAAUAGUUUUAAAAAUCUUUUCAAAAUUCAUGUUUAGACAUUUGCUGUGAAAAAUUUGGUUGUGGUCUGAAUGAAUAUUAUACAUUUUAAAACAGCUUUGUACACAAUAGCCUGCAAUUUACCCUCUGAUUCUGGGAAAAUGUUGCCCACUGAUGUUAAAGUAGGUUUUCUCAAAAAUAUUUAUAAAGGUCUUUUUAUAAUAAUAAUGUUAUAAAAAUAUAUGUUUUCUUUCAUGUGUUUGUAAUAAUUAUUCACGAAAAAACAGACUUUAAUUAAUCUAAGUAGUGUACUGUAAUCUUUCAAGCUAAAAAUAAGUAAUAUUUUAUGUGACGUCCCAAUGCACCUGUGACCACAAGUCGUGAAACGCAUUCCAGUGCUUAGUCAACCGGUGACCAACCAGUGAUUUUUAAGAGCUAUCUGAGAUGAAGUCGUAAAUCACUAUGACCACAAGUACACUACAACGCAGCAACAUUGCAUUUAUUUGUUCUCACUGGUGGAAGUUAAGGCCUAUGUUCUAAUAUAUUCAUAACAUGAAUAGAUUGAUGCUGUCAAUGCCUAAUAGCCAAUCAUUAGUGUAAAAAAUUCAGACAUGAGUUAUAAAGUAUUAAUAUCACAUAGAUCAACGCAGUGACUUGGUGUGUGAAGUUGGGGUUUGAUUGAUUUAUUUAUUUUCCACAUAAUGAACAAAAACAAACAUAUACAUGAUCAAACAUAUUCAAGAAAUCUAUGUGGAUGGAGACCACAAGAUUUCAUAAAGCAUCAUUUCAUAAGUUCAUAUGGAAAUUGAUAUUGUUUAAACCUAGUAGUCAGUGAUUUUUUUAGCCAUUUGGUUGACUGCGCAAUGAGCCAGUUAAUCGUUUGAACUGUGCAUGCAUGUAUCCUGUGGUAUCCAAGGUCAGUGGACAUAAAUCUAUGUCGAGUAUAUGGUAUUUAUGUUGAUUGACCAUAAUAGGAGCAUGUGGUGGUAACUAUGAAUUUGCUUAUUACUUUGGUAAAAGUCUUUUGCUUUUGAUAUAUCCUAGUGCAGGAUGAGGUAGUGGUGAUGUUGGUAGCAGCUGAUCAUAUAUAAUUAACUCUUGCUUAUUAUUGAUAUAGUACAUAUAAUGAUCAAUUAACAUUCCUUUAAUAUGCUUAUUGACUUUACUCUUCUGAUUGUAGACAUCUUAUAUUUAUUUUCAAAUACUAGUUGAUGAAAUCAUUAUCAUCACCAUGGUUACCUAAGUGCAUAGAGACAUUUACAGGAGCAGAUUAAGGAUGUUGGCAGGAGGGUGGAAAUUGCUUCCCCCUUGAACUCAUGCUGUAGCUAAGAUGCACUAAAGGCUGAAUCAUAGUAUUUCAUGGCCUGUAAAGAGUACUAUAAGGGGUAUCUGAGCCUGGCUACAUCUGUCAUGAGUAAACUACCCAUCUUGUUGUAACAAUAUUAAUGUUGUUGUAACAAUAUUAAUGUCUCUGAAUGAUAUUUUUUAUAUCUGAUUCAAAAUGCUUCUCUUGAUUUCAGCUUCUUCUUUCUAGUGACUAAUAUAUUUAUUAAUAUUAUUUUCAGUUGUGGUCAGCAAGAAAAUUAAUUAAUUGUUAAGAAACUGUUAGAAAUGUAAUGUUACUUGCACUUCAGUGAUGAUGAGUAUACGAUGGGUUAAACUAUCAAUAUUCACGAUGCUGUAUUAGUGUAUAUGGUAAUGUUAUGGUGGUCUAUUUUAAUUGAAACUAUAUUUUGCUACUAAAUUUUCCAGAACUUCUAUAUUAACAAAAGUGAUUAUGAAUAUAUAUUAUGCCAAAGAUUUAUAUUAAUACGAUAUUCCAUAUAAAUAAAUUAGUAAAUUCAGAAGAAA
Messenger RNA from Anneissia japonica, 6974 nucleotides. RefSeq lists its product as uncharacterized. Gene Ontology annotation, molecular function: signaling receptor binding. The transcript is spliced from 15 exons. Bases 272 to 4303 code for a protein of 1343 amino acids. The record is from RefSeq and is a predicted model, not a curated record. Lineage: Eukaryota; Metazoa; Echinodermata; Crinoidea; Comatulida; Comatulidae.